AUGGCAUCGAUAGCCUCAUCACUGCAGGCUGCGCUGCCGAAGCCCAAGUACACGGGCGAGGAGGAGCAGGUGCCACGUCACGCGCAGCAGCGGGGGCCGCGCAUCGUCGGCGCUGGACAACUCGAUGAGACGCAGGUCGUUCUGAAGCGUUCGGGCCCGCCGCCAUACGGCCAACGAUCAGGAUGGCGUCCGAGAGGACAAGAAGACUUUGGCGAUGGAGGCGCCUUUCCCGAGGUCCCUGUGGCCCAGUACCCGCUCGGUAUGGGCAAGAAGGGCGAGACGAAGAGCAACGCGUUGGCUGUGCAGGUUGACGCAGAAGGCAAGGUGAAAUACGAUGCCAUCGCCAGGCAGGGCCACACCGAGGGCCGUAUUGUGCAUACCUCUUUCAAGGAACUCAUCCCCCUCAGGCAGCGGGCCGAUGCGGGCGAAAUAGACCUCUCGCGACCGGACAAGGAGGCCGUCGCGGCGACGACGGACAAGACGCGAGAUGCCCUGGCCAAGCUCAUCAGCGGCGCCGUGGCUGCGCAGAAGCCCAAGAAUGUCAACACGGGCAACCGAAAAGACGCCACGUUUGUGCGAUACACCCCGGCGAAUCAGAUGGGCGACAACUCGAAGAAGCAGGACCGAAUCAUGAAGAUUGUCGAGCGGCAAAGGGACCCGUUGGAGCCCCCCAAGUUCAAGCACAAGAAGAUACCCCGCGGACCGCCGUCGCCUCCGCCGCCUGUCAUGCACUCGCCGCCCCGCAAGCUCACAGCUGAGGACCAAGAGGCGUGGAAGAUCCCGCCCCCGGUGUCCAACUGGAAGAACCCCAAGGGAUUCACCGUGCCGCUGGACAAGCGGUUGGCGGCCGACGGGCGCGGUCUCCAGGACGUGGUCAUCAACGACAAGCACGCCCAGGUCACGGAGGCUAUCAAGAUGGCGGAGCGCCAUGCGCGCGAGGAGGUGCAGCAGAGGGCCAAGAUGCAGCAACGCCUGGCCGAGAAGGAGAAGAUGCAGAAGGAGGACAACCUACGCAACCUGGCCCAGCAGGCUCGUGCGGAGCGUUCCGAAGCGAUACGCAAACGCCGGGACUCGGCAGGCUCCAGGGACUCACGCGACGACGACACUCGGAGGUCGCGUUCCCGAUCGGGCAGCUACAGCAGCUACUCUGGAUCCGGCAGCGAAGACGAGGAGGACAAGGCGAUCCGCGAGCGUGAAAAGGCGCGCAAGGAGAGACUGCGCGAGGAGGAGAGGAAGCUGCGCCAGAACCGCAUGGGCGCCGAGCGGCGCAUGCAGGUCAUGGCCCGCGAGCAGAACCGUGACAUCUCCGAGAAGGUGGCCCUGGGACUGGCCAAGCCCACCCAGUCCAAGGAGACAAUGUACGACUCGCGCCUGUUCAACCAGACCAGCGGCUUCGAUAGCGGCAUCAACGAGGACAACCCCUACGACAAGCCCCUUUUUGCCGCCCAAGAGGCCAUCAGCAGCAUCUACCGGCCCAGAGCCAACGUUGACGAUGAUGACGACCCGGAGGCUGGAGACAAGGAGAUGGCCAAGAUUCAAAAGUCGAGCCGGUUCGGUGAGGCUCUAGGAAAGGGUACAUUCAAGGGAGCUGGUGAAGUCGAGGCCCGCGAAGGACCCGUCCAGUUUGAAAAGGAUGCCCCAGACCCUUUCAACGUCGACAAGUUCCUCUCCGAGGUGGAGCAGUCGACGUCGUCUAAGCGAGGGUACGGCCUGCAGGAUGAGGGAAGCAGCAGCAGAAAUACGAAGCGGGCUCGCGUCGAGGGCGAGGACGACGAUUAA
Messenger RNA from Geosmithia morbida, 1779 nucleotides. RefSeq names its product SNW domain-containing protein 1. Lineage: Eukaryota; Fungi; Ascomycota; Sordariomycetes; Hypocreales; Bionectriaceae. Gene Ontology annotation, biological process: mRNA splicing, via spliceosome. The record is from RefSeq and is a predicted model, not a curated record. Gene Ontology annotation, cellular component: spliceosomal complex. The coding region runs from base 1 to 1779 and encodes 592 amino acids. The transcript has 2 exons.